GCCCCCUGCUGGAAGAGGCCCGCCCUCUCUACCUUCCCCUGGGCGCACCGCCAACUGAGGGGCGGUAGAUGUGGCCAGAAAUGGCUACCUCCCCGCCCGCGGGGAAGGGAAGAUGUCCACGUCCACCACUCGCCGUGGUUCCAGGCGAGCUCCGAAGCGGUGGAGGUGGAUUCCAUGCUCGGCCGGUGGGCUCGCCCACGACCACCACAGGCCUUCGGCGCCAGAAGGUCGCCGUCUGACCGACUGAAGCGCUCGUAGCCCAGGAUGGUGAACGUUUUCUUAUUCGGCGUUUCAAUAUUGGGGCCCGCACCGAUCGGCAGAACAAGGAAUAGGAAAACGAUCACAUGGCGGACCUCCACGCAGCGCCUUGUGCAGCGGCGUGGUCCGGGGGAGCUCGUGUGGCUCCCUCCGGCGCGUCGGCGCGUGGCUCCCUCGGGCGGGGAGCAGGCCCGGACAAGAGCGGAACCGAAGAAGAUGUGAGGUGCUCGCUCGGUCCCCGCCAGACCGAGGAUGGAGCUCCCUGUGCGGCCGCGCUCCUCGUCGGGGGUGCGCCGAAGUGGACGGGCGCGGCGUGGGCGCGCCCACGCUGGAGCUGCAGGGUGCAGCUCCCCAUCAUACAGGCAGGGCAGAAGUCGGUGCUCGAUCUGUCUGAUCGGCUUGUGAUCACAAGUGUGCGCUGUCUUGAAACUUGUGUUUGCCAGCUGUUUGGCGGCGAUGGUUGCCAUCGAGCAGACCCCUCCCUCUAAACGGUACGUCUCCGCGUGGGCCCGUGCAUGCAAAAAGCUGGAGUUCGCCAGCCCAGCGCGCCAGAGGCGUGCUGAGAUCCCCGUGAACAGGUGAAUUGUGUAUCUAUCUAGCGGCGACAAAGGUCGACCCGGGCUGCGGGCGAAGCCCAAUUACCCAGCGAGCGCACUCACGGCUGCCGAGGCUGCCGCCGAGGGAGGCUGAGGAACGCCCGGGGCUGAAGGCUGGCUGCAGAAGCUGCCAGGAGAGCCAGGCGGCCAGCGUGCAGGCAUCCCAGAGGCGAGACCAGCCCCGACAUCAUAAUUACGCAACGCAUCAGGAAAACAGCCCCCGCUCCCGCAGCUCCCCGCACUGCAAACAACCACUCGGCCAGCCGACAGCGAUGCGCAAAAUAGGCCGGCGGAAUGAGCGAAGUGGGACGAACGAGGGGCAGCCACGAAGGCGCCUGCGAAAACAUGCUUGCCCUUCGCGAUGGUUG
Molecule: messenger RNA, 1222 nt
Organism: Prorocentrum cordatum
Lineage: Eukaryota; Dinophyceae; Prorocentrales; Prorocentraceae
Source: the annotation of a GenBank genome assembly